ACGAUUAUAUGCAUAAAUAAAUAUAUAAAAAACUGCAAACUGCUGAGAGAUCUGUUGUGAAAAGUUGUAUUUUUUAUGAACAGAUGUAAAUGUAAUAUUCUCAUACAGAUAAAAUGUACAACAGUUGCUAAAAAGAAAAGAAAAGAAAAGAUUUUAAGCACUCAAUUUAUUAAAAAAAAUCCACUAUGGCGUGUUGCUUCCGUAUGCUGCAGUACAUAAUUGCGUUGAUGUUACUGGCUGCCAUUGGUCUGCUGGUAACAGCGGCUUGUGUUGAUUAUUGGUGGAAAUGGGAGAUAACUGGAAUGGAAAGUGGGAACAAGGGUUUAUGGCGAACCUGUUUACCAAAGGUUGUCGGAACUAAUUCAAAGACUUGUUCGCAGAGAGAUGACAUUUUUCAGUUUUCGCAGCACAAAAAUUUGGACAUGGUUUUAGCAACACUGUGUGGUGGUGGAGUGUGUUAUAUCAUUUCUGUGGUUUUGAUAUUCAUAACAAUUUGUCAAAAAUAUCCAACGAAAUGCUUCAUUCUCGUGGAAGCAAUUGUGACCUUUCUUGGAGUUGGCGCAUGCGCAUUCAGUGUCACGUGGGCAAUAUUAGAAAUACAAGAUGAGAACUUGAAUUGGGCAUUUUAUUUGCUUUAUGCUGCAGGCGGUUUAGGAGUACUUACGUUUUUCUUCUCGUUGGUAUUACUCUGCAUGCGCGCUCCUGGAGCCUAUCACUCAACGCGUCGAGACGAUGAAAUUAUCAUGCUGUCAAGAUAAAUCUCUUUAACACUUCUGCAGAUUAUAAGAGGUAUUGAGAGAAUAUCAGAAUACUAGUCGUUGCCCGUGGAAAAAUCCACGGGUUCGCCCGUCCUUUAUAUUUACCCGUCGCAACAAAGUGGAUAAAAGUAUAUCGCAUUUGAUAUUCGUGUUUCCGUAACAUCAUUUUCUAACUCAGCGGGGGGUCCGCGCAGAGACAGACAGACGGAAUACGGCUAUUAUAAUAGAGAUGUGUUCACGCAUGAUUAUUUCUAUUUCGGGAUUUGAAAAGAGUGUUGACUCAGCAAGUCGCAAAUGACGAUAUGUUUUUGAAUUGUUAUAUGUUCGCGUGACGUCAAUAACGACAAUGUGAUGUGGUGUUCCGUAAGAAAGGCCUUCUCCUAUUGCUUCUUUUUACGAAGUUUAUCUCCGAUAUAAAAAUUGUGUCGUAUGUUCCCCUAACAUAACGUUAAAAUUAGGAGCUUGUAGACACUUCAAAAAGAUCUAUGUAUAAGGUUUUAUGUGUGAGGUUCGCCGAAACUGUGUUACAAUAUUUCCAUCUCAGUAACUCCUUUGUUGUAUAUAUGUAAUGAUUGGUGUUGUUUUCAAUUUUUUACACACUAUAUAUGUGAAAAGAAACGACAGUGGUCGCACGAGUAUUUAUUUGAAUAAAAAAGAUUUUUUUUUUACUGAAAUAUAUCUAAGAUUGAGAAGACUA
Molecule: messenger RNA, 1455 nt
Organism: Hydractinia symbiolongicarpus
Lineage: Eukaryota; Metazoa; Cnidaria; Hydrozoa; Anthoathecata; Hydractiniidae
Exons: 5
Coding region: 186-758 (190 amino acids)
Source: RefSeq, a predicted model, not a curated record